AUGUACAAUAUUACAAGCUGGUACUCUGUUGGAAAUUGGUUUUUGAUAGAAUUGGUGGAACAACAAUUAUAUUUGCAUCCGGCGGAAACUUUGUCUAGACUUAAGUAUGAAAAUUCCCUUCUUGGUGUAAAGCUUGAUCAAAACCUUGAUGCUUCCACUCAACCUGAUGUUGCCUUCCCUCAUGUCAAUUUUGUUACUCUUGCGAAUGAUGGCAAGCCACCUGUUUAUUGGGUAAUCGAUACAGAUUGGUUUAUCUUGCAGAAAACCUCCACGAAGAUGAUUGGUUUAGCUGAGCGUCAUGGAGAUCUUUAUGUUCUUCAAGAUUAG
Vicia faba (fava bean) is the source of this 327-nucleotide messenger RNA. Lineage: Eukaryota; Viridiplantae; Streptophyta; Magnoliopsida; Fabales; Fabaceae. The record is from the annotation of a GenBank genome assembly.